Messenger RNA from Aspergillus aculeatinus CBS 121060, 1959 nucleotides. RefSeq lists its product as uncharacterized. The record is from RefSeq and is a predicted model, not a curated record. The transcript is spliced from 2 exons. Lineage: Eukaryota; Fungi; Ascomycota; Eurotiomycetes; Eurotiales; Aspergillaceae. Bases 1 to 1782 code for a protein of 593 amino acids.
AUGCGUGUUUCCAAGGUUUCCGCCGCGACUGUGCUCGCUUCGACCGUCUCCGUCAAUGCGAUCCCCAUCCCCUGUCUCCUUCCCUUCCUGAGCGGCGCUGGUAGCCUCUUCGGAAACUCGGGUCUGGGUGCCAGCUUGGGCGGCAGCGGCAGUGCUGAUUUGGGCGCCAGCCUGGGUGCCGGUGCCAGCGGCAGCGGCAGCGGAAGUGCCGGUCUGGGUGCUGGGCUCGGAGGAAACGCGGCUGCCAGCCUUGGUGCGAACGCUGGUCUGGGCGCUGGUCUGGGUGCCGGCCUGAGCGGUCUCUUCGGUGGCAGCGGUAGCGGUAGUGCUAGUGCCACCGGCAGCGGCAGCGCUGAUCUGGGAGCCGGAGCUGAUCUGGGCGCGAACGCCGGUCUGGGUGCCAACGCCGGUCUUGGUGCUGGCGCCAGCCUUGGUGCUGGUGCUGGUCUCGGCGCCGGUGCCGCUGCUACUCCCUCUGCUGGUCUGGGUGCUGGUGCUGGCCUUGGUGCCAACGCUGGCCUUGGCGCUAGUGCUGGCCUCGGUGGUAGCGCCGGUCUGGGUGCUGGUGCCGAUCUUGGCGCUGGUGCCUCUGGUGGUGCCUCUGGCGGUGCCUCCGGCGGUGCUUCUGGCAGCGCUGGUCUGGGUGCUGGAGCUGAUCUCGGUGCCAGCGCCGGUCUGGGCGCGGGUGCUAGCCUUGGUGCUGGCGCUGGUCUCGGUGCCGGUGCCGCUGCUACCCCCUCCGCUGGCCUGGGUGCCGGUGCCGGCCUCGGUGGAAGCGCUGGUCUUAGCGGUAGUGCUGGUCUCGGUGGCAGCGCCGGUCUCGGUGGCGGUGCCGGUCUCGGUGGCUCUGGUGAUGUUUCCGGCAGCGGCAGCGGCAGCGCUGGUGCUACUCCUACUGGUGACGUUGGUGUUUCCCCUGUUGCAACUGGAGCUGCUGGUGGUAGCGGCGAUGUUUCUGGUGGUGCCUCUGGCGAUCUCUCUGGCAGCGGUGGUGUCUCUGGCGGUGCUUCGGGCGGUGCUUCGGGCGGUCUUUCCGGCGGUGCCUCCGGCGAUGUUUCUGGCAGCGGCAGCGGCAGCGGUGACGUUUCCGGUGGUGCUUCCGGUGGUGCUUCGGGCGAUCUCUCCGGCAGUGGCAGCGGUGAUGUUUCCGGCGGUGCUUCCGGCGACCUCUCUGGCAGCGGCGGUGUUUCUGGCGGUGCUUCUGGCGGUGCUUCCGGCGGUGUCUCCGGCGGUGCUUCUGGUGAUCUCUCUGGCAGCGGCGGUGCCUCUGGCGGUGCUUCCGGCGGUGCUACCCCUACUGUUGUCGCUGGCCCCAGCGGCACUACUGUCUCGUUCGGCACUACCACCAGCGUCUCCCUUCCCGGCGGUGGUCUCACGGCUGGUGUCUCGGGCAGCGGCAGCGUCAGCGGCAGCGGCAGCGGUGAUGCUGGCGUAGGUGCUGAUACCGGAGCUGACACUGGUGCGGGUGCUGACACCGGGGCAGGCGCAGGUGGUGAUGCAGGACUCGACGCGGGAGCUGGCGGCGACGCCAGCGCCGAUGCUAACGCCAGCGCUACUGCCGAUGCUUCGGCUGAUGGAGAUGCUGAUGCCAAUGCUGAUGCUGACGCCACCGCUACUGGUGGCGGUUCUGCCACUGCUAACGCUAAUGCGGAGGCUUCUGGCUCGGGACACGCCAGUGCUAACGCCUCUGCCAACGCCUCGGCCAUCAAUUCCACACCUGUCGAUGCGACAAACAACAACUACAACUACUACCCCACUCUGCAUCAUCGACCCUCAUCGUGAUCCCUCUUUGGCAUGAAACUCACUCCCUUUUGAAGUGGUUUGGAGGAUGAUGAAUCAGGACAUUUUUGCUUAUAGUCAUUCGUUUAUAAUUGUGUUUUGAUCAUGAGACUGUCUAAUAUCGACAUGUUAUUUUAGCUAGGAAAAGCUGCUCUAAUCUCUUGCUACAGCAAUGCACAC